Molecule: messenger RNA, 1569 nt
Organism: Rhinocladiella mackenziei CBS 650.93
Lineage: Eukaryota; Fungi; Ascomycota; Eurotiomycetes; Chaetothyriales; Herpotrichiellaceae
Exons: 1
Coding region: 1-1569 (522 amino acids)
Biological process (GO): peptidyl-L-cysteine S-palmitoylation; protein targeting to membrane
Cellular component (GO): Golgi apparatus; endoplasmic reticulum
Molecular function (GO): protein-cysteine S-palmitoyltransferase activity
Source: RefSeq, a predicted model, not a curated record
AUGCGACCCGGCCAGUCCAACAAGCGAGGACACAUUAUUACGGCUCGAAUUGUCCCGGUAUUUUUGCUCGGAAUCAUCGUUUAUUCGUCAUGGGUAGUGACCAAAAGCGUCUGCAUUGACUAUCUCAUCAAUCCUCGCCCGUCGAUAUUCGUCCGCCCACAGACCGGUGCCGCCAUCGCAAUUCUUACCAUAUAUUACCUCCUCCUCCUUAUCGCUCUGAUCUGUUUUGGCCGACUACUUCAGACGAUUGCGAUUAAUCCCGGUCUCGUGCCCCGCGGGUCACAAUGGUACAUUGAGAAAGAGAGAAAGCGCCGGAAGAGCAUGAAUCCAAAUAACAAGGAAGACGCCCUCGAAUACGAUUCAACAGAAGGAUAUACGCCCCGGCAUUUACGCCAAAUACCCGACGACGAGGGCUUCCGCGCCCAGGAUUUCUGGCACAAAGAUGUCUUCGUGUGUGGCUGGGACGGUCGUCCACCUUUUUGCUCAACAUGCUACAACUACAAACCCGACCGAGCACAUCACUGCAGCGAACUUGGCCGUUGUGUACUAAAAAUGGAUCACUUCUGUCCGUGGGUCGGAGGGAUAGUGUCCGAGACCUCAUUUAAAUACUUUAUUCAAUUCACCUUCUGGGCCGCAUGGUUUUGCCUCAAUACUCUGGUCUUCAUGGCAUACUACUUCGCCAAGCGCCAACGGGAAGAGAAUUUCGUGAACGUCCAUUGGAUUCUAGUUCUGAUCUUCGCCUCACUCUUCCUCAUGUUCACAGCAGGAAUGUGCGGGUCAAGCCUUCAAUUUGCAUUCCUCAAUUCCACGACCAUUGAAAAUUUCACACGCAAAACUAAGGUCUGGUACUUGGCCGUGUACAUUCCCAACCGGGUGCUGGAGAGAUAUCAAUCCUCCGGCCGGAGUGAUCUCAGGCUAAUCACUUACCCUCGGCCGCCGUCGGAGCAGUUCCAGAUUCUCCAGCAGUAUGGUGCGAAGUUGAACGAUAGUCAACAGAGCGUGGCUCGAGGAGUAUGGGACGUGAACAAUCCUCCUGCUCUACAGACCACCUGCGAUCCGCAAUCGCUCCCUCCUUUUCCACCUCAUCCCACCAUUGCACAGGGAGAUGCACCUCCGUCAUCACUCUCACAACCGGAUGAUACCGUACCCCCAUCCCUUACCCAUGCACCAACAGUGCAGGAGACACGCACAUUUGCCAUCCUCGAAACCGUCCCCGGCGCCAAUCCAUUUGACAUCGGCCCGUUCAACAAUUUUAAAGAGGUCAUGGGAUGUACGGUCUUCGACUGGUUCAUCCCACUCCACGCUUCGCCCCUGGCUGAUCACAGGGAUCCGAGAAGCAUGUACAAGCUUGGGCCUUUAGUGGAGAAAAUGAGACGGACAGCGGGGAUUCAGGGUGAUGUUGAUGUUGACGGGCAUGUCGUCGGCGGGAGUGAAGUUGAGACCCAGAAGAAAGGGGCAAGGACGAGAAGACAUAGGAGGAGGAGGAGGAGAAGAAGGCGGAGGACGUCGACGACUACUACCACGAGCCACAACAGAGGCAGUUCGAGAGGGAAAUCAGGCGAUCGGUGA